GUUUAUAGUUUUGGAAAGCAAAGGCGUACCCGGGAAGCAGUGUAAUUUUCCUUUCAAAAUAUGCCUGUAAGUUUGAAUUUUUUACCUGUAUUAUGAAUUAAAUCUUAUCUACAAUUACCUAUUGUAUUGUUUUAUAUUCUAGGCGUAUCAUUCUUCGCUCACAGCGCCCCGAUCUUUGGGGAAUAUGGCGUUGUUGCCACUGAACACAAAAUUCAAAGGGAUGGCCCCUCCGGGAGGUAUUGCUUUAUUUACUUUUAAUAAAAGCUUGGGAUAAGUUUGUGCAACUUAAUUACUCGAUGUUGUAGUCAGUUUAUUGCUAGAAGUAGCUCACAUAGCUUAUUUUUGCAACUAUUUAUGUGUUUAUGGUCUAUAAAAUUUGUUUUUUUUUCAAUAGGUAGUGUUUAUGUUUUCAGGAAGGCAGGGGGGGGGAGGGUAAUUUCCUUGUGUAUCAAGUAUAUUUAAAAACACCAGAUUGAAACAUAGGAUUGUAAAUAAAAAUGUAAUACAUCAAUUUUCUUUCAAACUUUCUAUAGCAUGGAAGCCAACCAGCCUUCCUGGUUCAUGCUUAAUUUAAACGAUAUAAUUGUCAAUUUCCAUUGCUGGAUGCUAAAAGCCUCCCUCUCACUUCUUUUGAUUUCCAUGUGCGGUAUGCAAUUUGCAGCAAAUCUAAAUACUAUUGUAGAAUUGUAAUAAUGCAAAUUUUUAACUACAGAUGGCUCAACUGACAUUAUUGAAGAGGCCAUCUAUUACUUCAAAGCCAAUAUAUUUUUCAAGAACUACGAAAUAAAGGUUUGAAAUAUUGAGUUCUCACAAUAACACUUCCUUUGUAGUUUGGUUAAGUCAACAAAAUAUUGUUAGAUACAGAAUUCCUAAUUUGUACUUUGUGCACAACACUACAUAUUUUCAACUUGGAGUAUUAAUUGAUAAUUCCUUUUUAGGGCGAUGCUGAUCGUGUGUUAAUUUACCUAACACUCUACAUUACUGAAUGCCUAAAGAAACUACAAAGGGUACAUUAAUUAACAUAUAAAUUCCUGUUUCAGAAUAUUCACUUGUCCAACUGUUUCAUGGCUUUGGAUAAAAUAACAAAGUAGGGUAUGCAGGGCUUGAAAUUUGUACUGUCCCAAUAUCCAUAGGAUACCAGAUUUUAAAAUUGGAUACUGGACAUCAUAAACUCAGUACCAUUGGGACACUAAACAAAUUGAAUCUGUCCUCCACAGACACAGUAUUUUUGUUGUUUAUGAAUCCUUCUUAAACAUAUCUUAGAUUCAUUAUAUCAAAUUCAUUACAAG
Paramuricea clavata is the source of this 1289-nucleotide messenger RNA. Lineage: Eukaryota; Metazoa; Cnidaria; Anthozoa; Malacalcyonacea; Plexauridae. The record is from the annotation of a GenBank genome assembly.